AUGGCCAUCCCUAUUGGACGUCUCUUCAUUGGAAUAAUAAACAGCCUAUCUAUUCAAACAGCAGCACGCCAAGUCGAACUUGACAAUGCCAUGGACAAGAUCAAAUGCGAUAUACUCGGAGUAACAGAAGCCAGGAUACCAUACAGCGGAAGCUAUGAAUUACCGUCAGGUACGAUUCUAUUCCACUCUGGUGCCGAAACUGCCCACCGUGGUGUAGCGUUCGUUGUAAGACAACCGCUGGCCCGUGAAGUGAGGUUUACGCCCAUAAGUGACAGGCUGGGAACCCUUUAUCAUCCGCCGCUCAAAGUAUUUGUAAUUGUCUGCUAUGCGCCGGCAUCGUCCAAGGAUAAAAACGAUGAAUAUGAAACUUUUCUAGAGGAAGUAGAGCAUACCUGUAGACGAAUUCCAAAAGGAUGUACUCCUAUUCUUUUGGGAGACAUGAAUGCAAAAGUCGAAAGGGAAGUAGGAAACGAACAAAUCAUCGGCAAGUGCACUCCUGACGCACCGAAUGAUCGCGGACGCAUACUCACAGAAAUGUUAACCAAAUUAGGAUUACGUGCGUGGAACACGUUUUUUCGUAAAAGGAAAGGACGAUUAUGGACUUGGAGAGGUCCUAAUGGAUUGGUGCACAACCAGAUUGACUUCAUUUGCUCUCCUCCAUCCACAACCAUUCUCGACUGCGAAGUCAUAAACAAUUUUUUGUUCUUUUCUGAUCAUCGCCUGAUUCGAACGCAAAUGAUUGUUCGCAACAAUGUCGCUCGUACUUCAAUUCGGCCAUAUCGUUCUCCCAUAACCCGGCUUUAUCUAGACCGUGAGUUGUACAAAGUUCGACUCAGUCUCCUUCCUGAUCAGCCUUAUCCUCAAAAUGCACUGGAAGCCUACGAAAGUAUUCGAUCACUCGUAGAGAAUGCCGCUGAUGGAUGCUGGUCCAUUCAAACAGACCCUCCAAGAAUCAGCUUCAGAACCCAAACUCUCCUCUCCGAGCGAAUUACUCUCCGGAAUAACUCAUCUUCAGUUGGUCGUAUGGCAUACUCCAUCAUUUGCAAAGCAGCUAGGAUAGCCCUAUUAGAGGAUAUACGUCAGCGAAAAACAUUAACUGUACAAAAAGCAAUUGAAAGAGGCAGAAGUAUGAUUGAAGCGCAGAGAAAAGGGGUUCUUAGAAAAAGAAGAUUGUUGAUAAAGGACUCAACAACCGGAGAGUUCUCACAACGGGCAACAGGAACCGCAACGGCAAGACUUCAAUAUAUCCUUUGCAACAGAACGGUUCCCCUCCCAUUGAAAAAGCAAGCAUUCGACUCCUGUGUAACCCCGACCGUACUCUAUGGAGCGGAAGCAAGGUCCUUAAGGAAAUCUGAUAUUAGAAGUUUGUGCGUAGCCCAAAGAAAGAUGGAAAGGAGGAUGCUCGGAUUGCGCAUGCUGGACCGAUGGAGCUGUGAAAGGAUCAGAGCACUCACGAAAGUCAGAGACUGGAUAAACGAGGCUUCAAGAAGAAAACUCAUAUGGGCUAGAAAGAUACGUGAAAUGAACGAAAACGUAUGGGCUCGCGUGAUCACGACAUGGAUUCCAUAUGACUACGUGGACCGAAGAAGGAGAGGACACCCUUGUAUUCGAAGGCGCGAUGAAUUGUCGAAGAAGAUCGGAAAAACGUGGUGGAGUAUGACGAAGGAAAGUUCAAUGAAGCCAUGA
This is a messenger RNA of Haemonchus placei, 1686 nucleotides long. NCBI's taxonomy places the organism in Eukaryota, Metazoa, Nematoda, Chromadorea, Rhabditida, Trichostrongylidae. The record is from the annotation of a GenBank genome assembly.